AUGAAUUACGGUCAUGUUAGUCGAGCAAUGGUGGAAUAUACUCCAGUGAUUAUUUUCUUUGCUAUAUUUGUCGCUGUACCUUUGCAAUUUCUUUUAUCACCAUCAUCAUCAUCUGAUGUCAGAUAUCAUUUGCAUAAACUGAUAAACUCAUUAUCGGAUUUCUCUCGAUUAUUUUUACAUAGGGAAGAAAAUGUGGAUGAAGUCAUUGAUAUAUCAGAAGAUGAGAAAGAAACUAAAUAUUUUGGAGGUUCUCUCAGACCGCGAGAUCCGCGACCACCUUAUAUAAAAUAUCGUGUUGGAGAUGUAGUACGGCAUAAAAUUCAUGGAUAUAGAGGCGUUAUCAUUGGCUGGGAUGAAAAAGCAGUUGCGCCACAAAGUUGGCUUGAUAAAACGCAUAAAGGCCGAAAAGAAUGGUCAGAAAUGCCGAAUUAUUCGGUUAUAAUCGAUACCAGGGAUAGGCUAAUUCCACAGUUGGCUUAUAUUGUUGAAGAGAAUAUCGAACUCGUCGAAGGAAGGAUAUUUCAUCCACUUGUUAAGAAUUAUUUCGAAGCAUUCGAUGGGAAACAUUAUACAUCUCGACCAUGGCAUAAGAAAGUUUAUCCCAAUGAUUAA
Cercopithifilaria johnstoni is the source of this 612-nucleotide messenger RNA. NCBI's taxonomy places the organism in Eukaryota, Metazoa, Nematoda, Chromadorea, Rhabditida, Onchocercidae. The record is from the annotation of a GenBank genome assembly.